CGCAUAAAGAGGUGAGAAGCUACGAUCACAUUGGUGGGAGAGUGUAGUUUUGACUGGGACCCGCAAUACUUGUGUGCAAGAGAACCUCUGGCAGUCAUGGUUCGCAAAAAACUUCACCGCCCCAUUGCGGCCAUGGCCAAGAAGGUCCGGGAGUAUUGGGCUCUAAAGAACCGACCCCGAGACUCCCAACGCUUUGCCUUGGACUAUGAGACCAUGACCCGUCCCUUCACAGGCAAGCGCCUGCCUGUGCUGGCUUGGGAGGACGUGAAGAAUGAAAACCGGCUCUUCACGCUGCUGUGUCGGCUGCACCAUUUUGGCAUCGGUCGCAUGGUGACGCGCAAAUCCUGGCUGUGGCAGUAUGAUGAGCCCUGUUACUGGGUCAUCACCAAAGUGAAAGUGGAUUAUACAGCUGAGAAUAUGGAUCAUGGACAAGCCUGGGGAUACCUAACAUACAGAGGCAAGACAGACAAUGAAAUUAAAGAAAUCCCCAAGGUCAUGUAUCAUGAUUGGCGCAUGGUUCCUAAGCACGAGGAGGAGACCUUUAAGGAAUGUACGCCAGUAGAAGAAGAAACUAUACGGUAUGUCCCCUACCCCCCAUUGCUCCGGGCUAUGAUCUUUGCUCAGAGACAGAAGGAAGGAAAUCUGGACAUGGAAGAGCCCAUGCUGGACCUAGAGCUGCAUACUGCCUUCCAAAAGGAGCAUCUGGAAAACAAUCAGAAACAAACGGAAGGGACGUCAGUGUGAAGAGCUCAGAAUUUUUGUUUUCUGGAUUCUUUGUAUUUAUGUUCAUUUUCUAGAAAAUCACACUAAGAAUAAAUCUAUAAUGGAAAAUACAUUAUGCCAAAUCUCCCACUUUACUAAUUUUGUUCAAUGUAUUGAACUCUGUCAUGAACUAAAGUGACUAUCUGUACAGAGUUAAUGCUUUUAACACCCACAUGUUGAAACAUGUUCGUUGUUUAAAACAAGACCAAUUGAUAUUAAUUAGACUUUCUUCCUGGUCAAGUGUGUUCAGCAUUGCACUGAUAAUUACUGAAUCAAUAGCUAGAAUAACGUGAUUAAAGAAAUUCAAAAUUAAUUCUGUCUAUUUUUAAGCAGAGAGAGGGUUUAAUUACAACUUUCAACUAUAAUAAAAGUAUGUCCAUUCCCUC
Messenger RNA from Eublepharis macularius, 1148 nucleotides. RefSeq names its product mitochondrial ribosomal protein S34 (gene MRPS34). The coding region runs from base 97 to 744 and encodes 215 amino acids. Gene Ontology annotation, cellular component: mitochondrion; mitochondrial small ribosomal subunit. The transcript is spliced from 4 exons. The record is from RefSeq and is a predicted model, not a curated record. Lineage: Eukaryota; Metazoa; Chordata; Lepidosauria; Squamata; Eublepharidae. Gene Ontology annotation, biological process: mitochondrial translation. Gene Ontology annotation, molecular function: structural constituent of ribosome.